ACAUACAUAUGGUAAAUAUUCCUUGUUCAGCAAAAUGGCACUCACAAAAUUGAAACUUUUUCAGUUUACGCAACGGAAAAUCGUGUUUGAUGAAUAAAAGAGAUCCACGUGCUCCGGUAGGAAUAAAAGCUGCGAAGCCAUUUGACUAACUCAAUUACCUGAUGGCGUAGAACUGAACUCUAUUUUACUAUCGCACAUGAUUCUCGCCCGGCUUUUUUUCACAAUCCAAAUCACCUCCGGGUGGGAUAAGAUGAACAUCUCCUACACAUCUCUGUUAUGUACAUGUGUGUCAAAGCGGGAGAGGAUUUAUUUUUGGAAUUUUGAGUACUGUCCAUAUUGAAUAAAGAAUGUUUAGACAUACGUUGAACGAAAUCUAAUGCAUUUAUCUAACUACUUUUGUUGCAAUUUUUAAGGGAUUUUUCUAAAACCCAACAUACACGUUCCGGUAGAAAUUGCUAGAAGAAUCUUGUCAAAAAUUCUCCAGCAUUUCUUAUAUUUGGUGUGUGAAUCUAUCAAGAAAGACUUCCAUUGAAUAUGUACCUACACAUUUAGAAACUUCUCCUAUUGUUACUCUAUUCUAGUAUUGCUUUUUUUUCGGAAUUUUCCGGGAUUUCUGAAAAUGAAGAAAUUCUGCUUAAAAAUCGUCUUGAGGCAUAUCUCCCAGAACAUCACUGCCAGCUAGGAGUUAUGUACUUAUUCGGUAGUUGCAAGCCGAGCAUUCAUCAAGAACCUGACGGUCAAACAGUGUUUAUUCUAGCAUUCAGCAGCUGAGUAAAAAUGCUGCAUAACGCCCAAUCCAGCCAAAUCCAGUUUGGACGUCCCAGUGUUAGUUGGGACAGCCCUGAAGGAAUGCACCUAUACCUUAUUCACCUAAUCUAGCCGUCAUUGUCACCGGGAGUCUGUUAUGUUUUCGGUUAUCAUCAGGGUGCACUGCACCCAUUGUAUUACACAUAAAAAUCCAGGUAACCAGGUGAGCGUUCGUUAUCUAAGAAUAGGUGCGAAUACAACAGGUUCAUCCAGAUGGCAAUAGCAAAAGGCUUUAUCUAAUCAAUCGGAAGACGAACUGAAGAUAAGUCUCCCAUAAAAGUGCAUCGAUCUGCCGAAAAAAUCUCAUUUGACAUCGAGCGUUGGCACUUGAGUUGGAUUAGAUAUGGCGGAUCAAUCGGCGUUUGCGAAACUCCCGGCAUACAUUCAGGACGGCUUGAAGAAAGUUGCCUCGGAGCAAGGAUACCAGGAUGGCGUUUGUCGGUUUGAAUUCGAGGACGGUUCCAGCAGAGGUGAUGGAUACAUGGGUGAGCUGUUCAAGGUGUUCAUUAGAGAGGAUGGCCGUGAAGAUAUGGUGAUUUUGUGCAAGACCCUUCCCAGUCACGAAAUUCGGAAGCAGUACACUAUCUCGCUGUUUCAUCGGGAAGUUGAGGCGUACAACGAAGUGCUUCCGUUGAUCAAGAGGUUCCAAUUGGAGAAAGGCAUUACCGAAGAGAGUGUUGAAGGGUUCUGGAACUUCCCAAAGAGUUACUAUGCUUACUGCGACAUGCGCAAGUUGGAAGGUCUAAUCAUUAUGGAGGACCUGAGAGAGACGGGUUUCCGUAUGUGGAACAAGCUUGAACCGGUGGAUUACGAACAUACAAAGUUGGUAAUGAAGCAAUUGGGGAAGAUGCACGCGAUAUCUUUUGCUUUGAAGGAGCAACAACCUGAAACAUUUGAAAAGUUCAAGCGCUUCGGUGACCCACUGAGUCAACUAAUAAUGUAUGAUCCGACUAAAGGUAUGACCAGAAUGAUGAACGGAACAUGUGAACGUGCUGUUGCAGCGCUCGACGAAAGUGAUGCUUUUUGUAAACGUAAAAUGGAAGCUGUUCGCGGAGUGACCACUGAUUUGUACAUAAAGGACGCUACAGCAGAGGAAGCAGAACCUUACGCAGUAUUGGGCCAUGGCGAUUGCUGGAUCAACAAUAUGAUGUAUUGCUAUGGAAGUGAUAACCUGACCCCUACGGGUAUCCGCCUCAUUGAUUGGCAGCUGUGUCGCUACGGCUCUCCAGUGCUCGAUUUGAUGUACUUUAUUUUUACAUCAACCAAUGCAGACCUUCGUGCCGAUCACUACGAAGUGUUGCUCGACGUCUACUAUAAAUCGCUCGCCGGAUAUCUGAAACGACUCGGAGGAGAUGCAGAGUGCCAAUUCCCUGAAUCGGCAUUCAAAAAACAAUUGAAACGUUUCGGAAGGUUUGGAAUGCUGAUCAGCUUUUUGGUGCUGCCGGUCAUUUGCACACCUAACGAAGAAACUCCAGACAUCGAAAAGCAGAUGGAGUUGGCGAAGAAAGCCAAGGAAAGUGGGGUGGAAAACUUGGACGACCAGAAGAUUUUCAGUAAGACUGAGAAAGCGGACGCCAUGUUUCAGGGAAGGAUGCGGGGCAUCGUUAAGGACGUCGUGCGUUUAGAUUAUUUAUGAAUGUUUCGAGAUUUUGGGACUGCUGGAAGUCGUUGAAUUAAAGUUAUUGUAACAUGGAUUGUGUUCAUGAAAGAAGAAAAUAUAUCAUGAUUAGAGUAAACA
Messenger RNA from Aedes albopictus (Asian tiger mosquito), 2545 nucleotides. RefSeq lists its product as uncharacterized. Lineage: Eukaryota; Metazoa; Arthropoda; Insecta; Diptera; Culicidae. The record is from RefSeq and is a predicted model, not a curated record. Bases 1151 to 2443 code for a protein of 430 amino acids. The transcript is spliced from 2 exons.